Molecule: messenger RNA, 2253 nt
Organism: Exserohilum turcica Et28A
Lineage: Eukaryota; Fungi; Ascomycota; Dothideomycetes; Pleosporales; Pleosporaceae
Exons: 3
Coding region: 214-1968 (584 amino acids)
Biological process (GO): regulation of transcription by RNA polymerase II
Cellular component (GO): piccolo histone acetyltransferase complex
Source: RefSeq, a predicted model, not a curated record
CCCAUUUCAUCACCUUGGACGCGAUACAUCGCUUUCUGUAGCCCGUGCGACAAUUUUGACACCCAUAUCGCGAAUAUUGCGACGCGUUGGUGGCGGCAAGCGCUCUUGGGCCGGUGACUCCUCUCUUUGCUGGUCCGCCCCGGGCCGCCAGGAUUUGCAUCGCACCCCCAUACGCAGCCCAACCACUCAUCACGUGCAUAGCGACAAACAACAAUGACGGCUCGCGCAACCGGCCAGCGCUUUCGCCAGCGCAAGCUCUCUACAAAGCAGAAUUUACCUGUGGUCCGCGAGAAUGAGGUUGAGCAGCUUGCCGAUGACGAUGCCUCGCGCCACAUUCCAAAGGUCGAGACUGGUGUUGAGAAGGGCGAGGAGAUUGAACACCAUUUGCAGGCCGUCAUCUCCGCCGCCCAGGCAGCAGCACAGGGCGCAGCUGGCGGCAAGAUAGCCCAGCUCUACAUCCCCACUCCAGAGGCGGUUGCCAGUAACCUGCAGUAUGAAGACCUCUAUCCCAAGCGCUUCACGCAGCCUGCCACUUACAUUCGCUUCUCGUCUACUGUCGAGGAUACGUCUGGCUGCCCCUACUGCAUGACCAGUGAUGAUGUUGCCUUUCUCAAGUCUUACAACCAGAAGCGGAGCAAGACCGACCAGUGCUCCGAGGAUGAGUUUGAGCAAAUCAUCUACUUUUUCGAGGAAACAACCUCGACCAAGCAGCCAUUUGCCGCUGUCGACAACCCACCUGUGCUUGCUUAUGAAGAGCUCGAAACCGAGUUCGACGAGCCCAUUAGUGAAUCCGCCCGACGAUUUGCAAAGGACAUUUACGAACACUGGAAGAACCAGCGGCUGCUCAAAGGCAACCGCCCGCUCAUGCCGUCGUUGAAGUUCGAGACCAACCUCGAGACCGAUGACGCUGAUCCCUAUGUGUGCUUCCGCCGCCGCGAGGUGCGACAGGUCCGCAAGACGCGCGGCCGUGAUGCCCAAGUGACCGAGAAGCUGAAGAAGCUGAGAAAGGAGCUGGAAGAAGCCCGCUUGUUGAUGUCCCAGGUCAAGCGACGAGAGGCAAUGAUUAGAGAGCAGCUUGCCACUGACAAGUUAAUCUUUGAACAGCGCCAUGCCGUCAAGGAGCUCAAGCGCAAACUGAGCAUCAAGGGCGACGAUGAUGAAUUGCUCAUCACGCAGAAGCCUGCUCCUAAGCCCAAGAGAACUGUCGACGUGGAGAGACAACGCCAGACACUGCCUGGCAUGAAACCUCCAAACACUCGGCCAGAUGGUCGGCUCGUCGACGGCGACAUUGUGUACCUCAAGGAGCAGCAAGCCAAGCGCACAGAGGCAAUCGAUAGUUUUAUCGAAGACAAUCUGGUCAAGCACCAGAAAUGGAACGUUGGCUGGGUCGAUGCGACAUGGCGACCCAUCACGCCACCUCUGGAAGCAGCCGCUCCCAAGUCAGAUUUCCGUACCGUCUUCACAGAGAGUCAGCUUCCUACGCCUCCUGCUUCUGUUUCUGACGAAGAAGGUGCUGAUGCCACAGCAGUGGCGCCGGUGAGGAAGCAGUCUGAUCCGCGGAGAACUGCGCGAAUACGCUUCGCUACGCCUCCAGACGACGUGCCGUACCACGACCAGUCUCGCUUCCGUCGGCGAAUCGGGAGAGGCGGGCGUUUGAUGGUUGAUCGGCGGGGCGUCAAGCGGCAGAAGACGGAGAGGAUAGACGAUCGUAUGGCAGACCGAUGGCGGUUUGCUGGUGACAGUAGUGAAGAUGAAGAAACGUAUCCGGUUGACUGGACGGAUAACCUGCACAUCAGAUACCGCAUCAUGAUUGAGCGGCAGGGCGAGAAGUCUGCUCAACAGCCUCCGCCAGGCCAUGCUCGCCGGCCGAUUGAGAAUCAUCAUCGAUCCGCAUCGGGACAUCUUCUUCCACCUGCUCCAGCUGCACCCAAUGGCGCCCAUGCUGCCAAUCCAACAGCGGGGAGGUGAUUUCUUCUUCGAUAUUCUUCUCUUCUUCGUUCAGCGCUUUGGAUCAUAGGAUGGAUUGGUGUUGGUGUGUCGGCAAGUUAUACCCUUUGUUUUAUUCGUAGGAGGAUCCAGAGAUCUACCAAAGUUAUGUACACUAGCCCCACAGAUGAAGGGAAGCAAGGUGGAUGCAUGGGUGGAGGGGAAUAUGUCUGGACAGAAGAACAAGUUAGCCAUGUGGAGUUCUUGGAUAUACCAUUCAAACGCCUUGCAAGGUGCCGCGAAAACCUUGCACGGCGCACAUAAAAA